AUGGCUGCUCCUUACCCAUCCCCAACCUCAACAUGGCACACGAACACAUACCCAUCCCUCUCUCCCGCCCGCCCCGAGCUUUCCGCCAAAGGCAAGACCGUGCUCGUAACAGGAGGGGGCACUGGCAUCGGUGCCGAAACCGCCCGCUACUUCGCCGCGGCAGGCGCCUCUCGGAUCGCCCUCCUCGGCCGUCGGAAGCAGCCCCUUCUCGACACCAAAGCCUCCAUCGAAGCCAAAUUCGCCGGCGUCGAGGUAUUCGUAGCCUCCACGGACGUCACGAAGAAGAGCGAGGUGGACGCAGCCUUCGCGGCCCUCGUUGGCGACGGAAAAAUCCACGUCGUGGUCAACAACGCGAUGACGAUUGGGCCGCAUGAUCCCGUGAAUGCGACUGUGGACAGCGACAAGUUCCUCGACGCCAUUCAGCAAAACCUCGCAGGAUCGUUAUCCGUUGCGCAGGCGUUCCUUCGUUACGCGGCGACGGACGCAGUCGCUAUCGAUGUUAAUUCGGCUGCUGCGCAUCUGAAUUUCAUGCCGAAGUUUGCUUCAUAUAGCAUCGCCAAGCUGGCGGUCUUUCGGUUUUGGGACUCCCUGGCCUAUACGAACCCGGACAUCUCCGUUUUCCAUAUCCAGCCGGGCGUAGUGGACACCGCGGGGAACAGGGAAGCGGGGGGCGUCGCUACGGUCGGCCAUUCAGAUGAUGUUUCUCUGCCGGCAAGCUUCAUUGUUUGGCUCGCAAGCCCCGAAGCGCGUUUCUUGAAGAACAAGUUUCUGUGGGCAAACUGGGAUGUUGAUGAACUCAAAGCCCAGGCCAAAGAGAUUGAAGCGAGUACCCAACUCAGUAUCGGGCUCGUUGGAUGGCCGUUCAGGAAUGCCGCUUGA
This is a messenger RNA of Mytilinidion resinicola, 879 nucleotides long. RefSeq names its product oxidoreductase. Gene Ontology annotation, molecular function: oxidoreductase activity. Gene Ontology annotation, cellular component: cytosol. The transcript has 2 exons. Bases 1 to 879 code for a protein of 292 amino acids. Lineage: Eukaryota; Fungi; Ascomycota; Dothideomycetes; Mytilinidiales; Mytilinidiaceae. The record is from RefSeq and is a predicted model, not a curated record.